AUGUUUGGAUUGACAGCCGUUGAGGUACUCGCGUUUUGCCUCGGCUGCGGAUUGGUGCUCUCGAUUCUGAUUGUCGUCUGCAAUUGCAUAUCAACCUGUUGGGAGAUGUUCAAAAACAAGAGAAAGAAUAAUAACGUUGAAAAGCUUCCGGAUGAUUACGUCGACGAAAUUCAUCAAAUUCUUCUACGCAACAAAAAGAAACGCGAAUAUGAGUGUGUAAUCGUCGAAUCUCGAUCAGGUUCGCCACGAUUAGAAUAUUUAAAAGACACGAGGUUGAAUCAAAACGGGAGUGCAAAAGUUCGAAUUCCAUUAGAAGAUAUUUCUGAAGAUUCGGCGGAAGAAGUCGAGAAUGCGAAGCGAAGGACAUGGGGUGGAUUAUCGGACACGAUGUUUGAUUCGAUAUCCAUGCCGGAGUGCGACAUUCGAACGGAUUGUAGUGGGUGA
This is a messenger RNA of Caenorhabditis bovis, 444 nucleotides long. The record is from the annotation of a GenBank genome assembly. Lineage: Eukaryota; Metazoa; Nematoda; Chromadorea; Rhabditida; Rhabditidae.